AAAGUAGGAGACCAAAGUGGUCAGAAACACACGUCGUGUUCAGGCAAAAUCCAUGUGCCCACAUGGAUGAUUGAGAGAGAGAGAGAGAGAGAGAGAGAGAGGUUCUGAGAGUGAUAAUAAUAUAUACAUGUUCUUGUAGACAGACACAGCCACCAUUUUCCAUUACAUUUAUGACCCACACUAGCUUCACCACCUGCAGUAGCAGCAGUACUAGAAGAAGACAGACAGAGAAGACCCACUUAAGAAAAACUGCUCAAAACAUUAACUUGAACCCAAAGUUAAUCUCUUUUCAUCAUUUCAUGGUUCUUCUGAGUCAAAAUCCAUAGUGGGGUUUGGUGAGUUUUGAGUUUGGUGGAAAAAUGAGGAAGAGUGAGAGUGGAGGUGGUGGUGGGUAUGUGAGAGCGGAUCAGAUAGAUCUGAAGAGCUUGGAUGAGCAGCUUCAGAGGCAUCUGAGUAGAGCAUGGACCAUGGAGAAGAACAAGGAGAAGGAAGAUGAUGAGGUUGGAGGAGGUGGUGGAGGAGGAAGGUCUGCAAGGAGCAGGCAAGAAUGGGAGAUUGAUCCUUCUAAGCUCAUCAUCAAGUCUGUCAUUGCUCGUGGCACUUUUGGCACUGUUCACCGUGGGAUUUAUGAUGGCCAAGAUGUUGCAGUUAAGCUCCUUGAUUGGGGGGAAGAGGGCCACCGAUCAGAUGCUGAAAUAGCGUCACUGAGAGCAGCUUUUACACAAGAAGUUGCUGUUUGGCACAAGCUUGACCAUCCUAAUGUAACCAAGUUUCUUGGGGCAACAAUCGGAACAUCAGAUCUACAGAUACAAACGGAAAAUGGUCAUAUAGGCAUGCCGAGUAAUGUUUGUUGUGUAGUUGUUGAAUAUUGUCCUGGGGGUGCACUGAAGUCUUAUCUCAUUAAAAACCGGAGAAGGAAGCUGGCUUUUAAAGUGGUGGUUCAACUGGCUCUUGACCUUGCAAGAGGGUUGAGUUAUCUCCACAUGAAGAAGAUUGUUCACAGAGAUGUUAAAACAGAAAAUAUGCUUCUCGACAAGACACGAAUGUUGAAAAUAGCCGAUUUUGGUGUAGCUCGUAUUGAGGCAUCCAAUCCUCAUGACAUGACUGGGGAAACCGGAACCCUCGGUUACAUGGCUCCUGAGGUGCAUGCUUCAAUUCCAUUAAAAGUACUAAAUGGUAAUCCGUACAAUAGAAAAUGUGAUGUGUACAGUUUUGGCAUAUGCUUAUGGGAGAUAUACUGCUGUGACAUGCCAUAUCCUGACCUUAGCUUCUCAGAAGUAACAUCAGCCGUCGUGCGACAGAAUCUGAGACCAGAGAUUCCGCGUUGUUGUCCAAGCUCUCUGGCAAAUGUGAUGAAAAGAUGCUGGGAUGCAAAUCCUGACAAGAGGCCAGAGAUGGAUGAAGUGGUGCCCAUGUUGGAAGCAAUUGACACUUCAAAGGGUGGAGGAAUGAUCCCUCAUGAUCAGCCUCAGGGUUGUCUUUGUUUCCGCAGGUACCGAGGACCUUGAAAACAUUUUUCACUGUCAAGGAAAUCGAUUAUGGAAGGAUCUUAUACAGUAUUCUGGAAACCUGUUUGUAUUUAAUUUCAUUGGAGGAAUAGGUAAGAACUCAAGAUGGAAUACACAGUAAGUGUGAAAGCCAUAGUCAAUGAAGAGCUCUGAGAUUACUUGUUACUUUGUUGGACUAUAAUUUUUGUAAAGCUAAUUGUGUUCCUCACUCCACCCAUUUCUAUGAUAUUUCUAUGUAAGUUAUCCACUUGAUAGUAGUAGCAUGGAUUGUUCCAACACUAAUAUCAAGGUUCUGAAUCCUGAUGGUUCAUUUGAUGUCUUUUGAUCGUAGUAGUGAUCUGUUUGGGCUAGAUUUGCUGCUGCACAGAAACACAUGACCUAUAAUAUUUGGCAUAAAUACAGAAUUUGGCUUUUAAAGAUGAUA
This is a messenger RNA of Lotus japonicus, 1932 nucleotides long. Its product is annotated as serine/threonine-protein kinase STY13. Gene Ontology annotation, molecular function: ATP binding; protein kinase activity. The transcript is spliced from 6 exons. Gene Ontology annotation, cellular component: plasma membrane. Bases 360 to 1508 code for a protein of 382 amino acids. Gene Ontology annotation, biological process: protein phosphorylation. NCBI's taxonomy places the organism in Eukaryota, Viridiplantae, Streptophyta, Magnoliopsida, Fabales, Fabaceae. The record is from RefSeq and is a predicted model, not a curated record.